Messenger RNA from Coccidioides posadasii C735 delta SOWgp, 1342 nucleotides. NCBI's taxonomy places the organism in Eukaryota, Fungi, Ascomycota, Eurotiomycetes, Onygenales, Onygenaceae. The record is from RefSeq and is a predicted model, not a curated record.
AUGACGACCCGGUACCGGGUGGAGUAUGCCCUGAAGUCUCAUCGGCGAGACCAACUUAUCGAAUGGAUUAAGGGAUUACUUGCUGUUCCCUUUGUGCUGCACUCCCAGCCGGCUGCUGCAUACAAGGAACACAGCCAAAACCUUGCUCAUAUUGCAGAGCGAACCCACAAUCGAUAUGUGGAGAUUAUGCGAGACGUCGAACAUCUUGUGAACGAACACAUUGAACAUCAAUUAUCAGGCCGAAAUGGCCGUUCUACACUGGGCAUGCUGAUUCCUUCCGUGGGGACAUUUUUCACCCCUCUGCUUCUCGAGGAGGCAUUCAAGUAUCAAGAUAAGAAACGAUUUAUCAGCAGUCGACGGUUUGUGCCGCCGUCGUUCAACGAUAUCCGCCUGACAUUGAAUACGGCCCAGCUAAUGGGCCUUGUCCAUCGCAGCCAAGUGCAGCUGAUUACAUUCGAUGGAGACGUCACCCUUUAUGAAGAUGGCGCUUCGUUGACGCCUGACAAUGAAGUUAUAUCCCGCAUUAUUCGCCUAUUAAGACAAGAUAAGCAAGUGGGCAUCGUGACUGCAGCUGGAUAUACCAGCGCAGACAAGUAUUAUGAACGACUCCAUGGCCUGCUGGACAUGGUCCACAGCACCACCGAGUUGACACCUGCCCAAAAGAAAUGUCUGAUAAUCCUUGGCGGUGAGAGCAACUUUAUGUUCGAAUUCGAUCCUAGCUCCCCUCAUCGGCUGAAAUGGGUGCCACGCAGCCAGUGGUUGUUGGAUGAGAUGAAAGGCUGGACCGAGCGGGACAUCAAAGAAUUACUCGAUGUAGCCGAGGCUGCGCUGCGUGACUGCGUGUCGAAUCUCAACCUACCGGCGUCGAUUCUUCGAAAGGAGCGAGCUGUAGGGAUAUAUCCACUCCAGGGCCAUAAGAUGCACCGGGAGCAGCUCGAAGAGACGGUCCUGGUUGCGCAGCAGCGGGUUGAAACGUCUCCUGUUGGCCGACGGCUGCCAUUCUGCGCGUUCAACGGCGGCAGUGACGUCUUCGUCGAUAUAGGAGACAAGUCCUGGGGGGUGCUAUGCUGCCAGAGCUUCUUCGGUGGCAUUGAUAGGUCCAAGACACUGCAUAUCGGCGAUCAAUUCCUGUCUGCCGGAGCCAACGAUUUCAAGGCUCGGCUCGCGUGCACGACAGCGUGGGUCUCGAAUCCAGGCGAGACCGUGCAACUGCUGGAUGAGCUUGCGGCGCUAGAGGGUGUUGAAUGAAGCCCCACAAGCAUUAUUGCCUAGCAGUUUAGCUAAGGAUAUCUUGUUCUUUCACGUCUGACCAUAUAUCAAUAUGUAAUGAGUUCGCCGUCCA